AGAUUUUUGGUCUUUCGGUUUGACUCUGCAUUUCGCUGUUAGCCUUUUCUGGAAUUUUCAAAUUUCGUCUCUCUACAGUACAUAUAUGAAUUGACUAGCACUAAAGCAUGAGACUUUUAUUGUUUUGGUAGCCAAAGUUGAAGUCUUUCUUACGGCUUUCCUUUUUCUUUUUUUCCGUUACGGAAACAGAGAGUGUGUGUGUGUGAUGGGUACUCGUGGGGAUGAAGAAGAUGAUGAUCGCUUCUUUGAUGCCUCUGAAGACUCCAACGACUUUGGUUUACAUCUCUGGACCAAUACUCCGGAUAGUGUUUCCAGUCGACGGCGUAAGUUUUUACAAUCUAUGGGCUUUAGUUUCAAAAAGACUGCAACAGAUGAUGAUGAUUCUGAGGAUGAGCUUGAACCAUCCCGUUCUGAUUCUAACGUUGUGUCUCAAGUUGGUAACCUCUCUUCUGGUGUGGAUUUGUUGGUGAGGAAUGAAUCCACUGCGUCCUCUGGAUUUGAUAUAUCCUCUGUUUCAUCAUCUGCUGAGGAUACAGAUGAUCAGACCUUGUUGUCCAGGAAUCAUUCUAGUAGUAGCACUUGUACUUUGCCUGAAGGAUUGAGUGAAUCCAGUUCUAGUAAAUCGGGUAGCUUUGGCGAUUUUCACAACUCUCCAUUGAGUCAAAGAGAUGAUUUGCUCAAGAAAGGGGCUAAAUCUUGGUUAAAGAAGCUUGGUGUUUUGACACAUGUUUUUGAGUCUAUGGACUGUGAAUCAGUGAGAUCACCGUUGCAUCAAGUUGCGCGAGUGCAGACACAUAAAAAGCACUUCAAGGAGCUUUCAUCUAUGUGUAUUGACCAAGAAUUUUCAGCGCAUGAUGGCUCCAUCUUAGCCAUGAAGUUUUCUCUUGAUGGGAAAUACAUUGCAAGCGCUGGUGAAGAUGGUGUUGUUCGAGUUUGGAGUAUAACCGAGGAAGAGAGAACAGACAAGUACGAAGUAGCUGAGGUUGAUUCUGGUGUUUACUUUGGGAUGAAUCAACAUUCUCAGAUUGAGCCCCUGAAGCUAAACAAUGAGAAAUCCGAAAAGAAGACAAGUUUUUUGAGGAAGUCAUCGGACUCAACUUGUGUAGUGUUACCUCCUACCAUCUUCAGUAUAUUGGAGAAGCCUCUGCAUGAGUUCAGAGGACAUAUAGGUGAGAUCUUGGAUCUUUCCUGGUCGGAGAAAGGGUAUCUCUUGUCAUCUUCUGUCGACGAGACUGUUCGUUUAUGGAGAGUAGGUUGUGAUGAAUGUCUCAGAACGUUCACUCAUAACAAUUUCGUGACUUGUGUGGCAUUUAACCCUGUGGACGAUAAUUAUUUUAUAAGUGGAUCGAUUGAUGGGAAAGUUCGAAUAUGGGAUGUGACUCGUUGCCGGGUUGUUGACUACAUAGACAUAAGAGACAUUGUAACAGCUGUGUGCUAUCGUCCAGAUGCAAAGGGUGCAGUAAUAGGUUCUAUGAAAGGGAACUGCCGCUUCUACCAUAUAUUUGAUAAUGAGCUGCAAAUGGACCAAGAGAUCAACGUUCAUGGGAAGAAGAAGGUUACAAGCAAAAGGAUAAGUGGUCUUCAAUUUCUUCCCAGUGACACUGACUCGUACAAAGUAAUGGUUACUUCUGCCGAUUCACAGAUACGCAUCAUAUGCGGAGAUGAUGUCAUCUGCAAGCUUAAAGCUUCUAGCCUUCGCACAACUUCUGCUUCAUUUAUUUCAAACGGUAAACACAUCAUCUCAACAUCAGAGGAUUCAUACAUUAAUGUCUGGAGCUACUCUCAAUUACCCAGCAAGAAGCUGUAUUCAGAAACACCGAAAAGCAUCCGGUCUUACGAGGGCUUUCUCUCGCACAAUGUAUCUGUGGCUAUUCCUUGGCUCAGACAAGGAAGUAGGGAUGGUCUGUCCGAGUGUAUCACAGAUUUGGACAGGAGGAUACCGAAAGUGGACUGUUUCUCUCCAAUGAAAGGAUCAACAACGUGGCCUGAGGAGAAGCUGGACGAUGUUGUAAUGAGCAACCGAGAGAAGCUUAAGCUUUUGAGGAGUGCAUGGCAGCCUCACCUGUGGGGGCUUGUGAUUGUGACAGCGACUUGGGAUGGAAGGAUCAGAGUAUUCCACAACUAUGGUUUGCCUGUUCGGGUCUAAAAGGCAUAGACAAGCUAUGAGAUAGGAUUCUUUUAUUUGUUACUAGGAGUAAUAUACUGUAUGUAUACAC
Arabidopsis arenosa is the source of this 2216-nucleotide messenger RNA. Lineage: Eukaryota; Viridiplantae; Streptophyta; Magnoliopsida; Brassicales; Brassicaceae. The record is from the annotation of a GenBank genome assembly.